Entrophospora candida is the source of this 411-nucleotide messenger RNA. NCBI's taxonomy places the organism in Eukaryota, Fungi, Glomeromycota, Glomeromycetes, Entrophosporales, Entrophosporaceae. The record is from the annotation of a GenBank genome assembly.
AUGGUUGAAAACAAUUGCCCCAAGUGUAAUCAAAAAAAUAAAUAUCGUCAUUGGUGUCAAACUUGCUACCCCCAAUAUUUUCAAGACGAGUUUCCUAAUUGGUCAAGUGGUAACCAAAUUAUAGACAAUUUUAUUCAAGGAAUUCAACUUAGUGCGACUGAAUGGGAGCAUUAUUUAGAAUGGAUUCCAUACGAAAAACUAGUUGAUGUCCAUUAUUUGACAAAAGGAGGAUUUGGGAAAGUCUAUUCUGCAGUGUGGCCGGAGGGACCAAAAGUCCGUGAUGAAUACAAUGUCGAAUUUUUUUGUAGAGAAGAAAACCAUCCUGUUGCUCUUAAAACCAUUAGUCAUUUGGGACCAACCGUUGAAGGAUUCUUUUCCGAGAUUAACAAUUUUAUUGAUAGUAAGUUUUAG